AUGGCCUGGCAAGAACCGCGUAACACGGGCAUGGUCUAUCGCCGGCUGGGCAACUCGGGACUUCACGUCUCGGCGUUGGGCCUCGGCAGCUGGCUCACCUUUGGCGGCCAGAACGGUGACGAGACGACGUUUGAGUGCAUGAAGCAGGCGUACGACUGCGGCAUCAACUUCUUCGACACAGCCGAGAGCUACGCCGGCGGACAGUCCGAGGUUGUCAUGGGCAAGGCUUUCAAGAAGUUUGGCUGGAACCGUAACGACAUUGUCGUGACGACCAAGCUCAACUGGGGCGGCGCCAACGGCGAGGUGCUCGUCAACAACCACGGCCUCAGCCGCAAGCACAUUAUCGAGGGCCUGCGCGCGUCUCUGAAGCGCCUCGACCUCGAGUACGUCGACGUCGUCUACGCCCACAGGCCCGAUCGCCUAACGCCCAUGGAGGAGACGGUGCGCGCCUUCAACCACGUCAUUGAAGUCAAGGGUUGGGCCAUGUACUGGGGGACGAGCGAGUGGAGCGCCGACGAGAUUGCCGAGGCCAGCGGUAUCGCCAAGCAGCUGGGUCUCAUCGGCCCCAUCGUCGAGCAGCCCUUUUACAACCUCUUGCACAGGCAAAAGGUCGAGGGCGAAUUCCAGCGUCUCUACAGCCGUUUCGGCAUUGGCCUGACGACCUUUAGCCCUCUCAAGUUUGGCCUCCUCAGCGGCAAGUACAACGACUCGCCCGACAGCCCUCCGGCCGGCAGCCGUUUUGCCAAGGGCGACGACAAGUUUGUCAGCUCCGUACGCGACGCCUACGGCGACAAGGCCUGGCAGGAUGACAUCGCCAAGGUGCAGAAGCUCAAGCUCGGCAUUCCGCAGGCCGAGCUCGCCCUUGCCUGGUGCCUCAAGAACCCCAACGUCUCCUCCGUCAUCACGGGCGCCUCCCGGCCAGAGCAGGUCGUCGCCAACUGCAAGGCUCUGCAGUCUCUGGACAAGUUGACGCCCGAUGUCAUGGCCGAGAUUGAUGAGGCUUUCGGCAAGAUUGAGCUGGAUCCUGCGCGACAGGACUAA
Messenger RNA from Verticillium dahliae VdLs.17, 1041 nucleotides. RefSeq names its product voltage-gated potassium channel subunit beta-3. Bases 1 to 1041 code for a protein of 346 amino acids. NCBI's taxonomy places the organism in Eukaryota, Fungi, Ascomycota, Sordariomycetes, Glomerellales, Plectosphaerellaceae. The transcript is spliced from 2 exons. The record is from RefSeq and is a predicted model, not a curated record.